Molecule: messenger RNA, 2941 nt
Organism: Beta vulgaris subsp. vulgaris (sugar beet)
Lineage: Eukaryota; Viridiplantae; Streptophyta; Magnoliopsida; Caryophyllales; Amaranthaceae
Product: cytochrome P450 94A2
Exons: 1
Coding region: 1066-2616 (516 amino acids)
Molecular function (GO): monooxygenase activity; heme binding; oxidoreductase activity, acting on paired donors, with incorporation or reduction of molecular oxygen
Source: RefSeq, a predicted model, not a curated record
UAUCCGCUCCUAAUAAACUAUUAUACAAAUAAUUUUAUGAUGGUGAGUUGGAUUUUAGCAUACAUUAAAUUGUAUUAGUAGUGGGUAAACUACCCACCUGGUAAACCAAGUUUUAUCCGUGGUAUAUCAGAAUAGCUUUGCAGAACAGCACAAAGUUGCAGGUUGAGUACUUGGAAGCUUUGAUGAGUUGGAAUUCCGAUGGAUGUGAAGUUCCUAGACUCCAGUUUCCAGAAACUCGAAACUUCAUAAACUGAGGAAUAAAGAUUUUCUGUAAUUGGUUGUUUCAUGAGAUGUAGAAAGUGUAAGUUUCUAGGAGAUUCAAUUGCUAAUGAAAUUUCAUUUUCUGGGAAACACGAAAGGUUGUUUGAUUAGGCAUGGAAGUAGUCUUAUCCAUGGGAAGCUUUACUUAGGAGAGGCUAAUAAAUUUUUUCACUUCCCAUGUUUUUUUUUUUCUUUCCAAGUCGUUGUGUUGCUACAUUUCUAACUGUAUGCAAAGUUUUUAGUUUUACUUUUGUGGUUUUUUUUUUCCGCUUUCAUGCAACAUAACCUAGAACGAUGGUUUUUGACCUGUGUGCUUUUAUCAUUUUCUAGAAUAAACGAUGCUGAUAUACUUUUACGUAGGAGGAUGACGGGAUUCUAAUAUCUUAAAAAAUUAACAUAAGUUCAGCAAAAUUAAGUUUAACUUACGCCUGCAUACAAGUUAAAUUCCGUAAAGGCAAGUUGAGCCUAAAUCAGGUCCAAUUAUGCAAACAUAAGUUAAGUUCAACAAAAGCAAGUUGAGCGUAAAUUAGGUGGGAUCCACGUCGUGUAUUGCCGAAUGAUCUUCUCUGUUGCUUCUUAGAAACAUGAUACAUGUGCUUAAUUUGUACCUUUUUGCUUGUCUUGAGUACUUGACUAGAAAUACACCAGCUUAGGUCACUGGUGACGUUUUAUGUCUUUGCAAUCUAUGGUGAUUGGUGAUGUUUUCUCAGAGAAUCUGCUAUUAAUUUAGAAUUCAGAUAUACUUGCUGAUAGUGGUAGGAAACUUAGAAACCGUCAACUCUAUAAGUGAUAUUUGAGCUUAAGAUGUUGUUACUUCCUUCAUUAUGGCUAAUUUUUCCUUUCGUAGUCUUACUCUUUAUCAACAAGUUUUUCUCCUCCCAAACACCAAAAACUUCCAGAUCUACAAACAUCAUAAUCCCAAAAUCUUACCCACUAAUUGGUCACUUGAUUGCCAUUUACAAGCACAGAAAUGAGAGGUUCCAAUGGUUCUCAACCCUUCUACUCAACUCCCGGACCGCCACUUUUGUCAUCGACCAUCCGUUUGGAUGUCGAAGCAUUGAUACCGCCAACCCCGCCAACGUGGAACACAUCGUCAAGACUCGGUUUCCCAUUUACCAAAAGGGCCCUAAUCAAAAAGCCAUUCUUCAAGACCUCUUAGGAGAUGGCAUAUUCAAUGUUGAUGGUGAGAUGUGGAAGUUUCAGAGGCAGAUUGCUAUCCAUGAAUUCAGCACCAAGUCUUUACGAAACUUUGUCGAGACUGUCGUUGAUACCGAGCUUUCAGAUAGGCUGAUCCCAAUCCUGUCUGAUGCUGCUAAGACUAGGACAGUACUUGAUCUGCAGGACAUACUUCAGAGGUUUGCAUUUGACAAUAUUUGCAAGAUUUCUUUUGGGUAUGACCCAGAAUACUUGUCACCCUCUUUACCACACUCUGAAUUUGCUGCUGCUUUUGAGGAUGCUGUGAUGAUCAGUAGUCAGAGAGCUAGAGCAUAUUUUCCAUACCUAUGGAAAAUUCGUAGGUUUCUCAAUAUUGGUUCAGAGAAAAAGCUUAAAGAAGCAGUUGCUGCUAUUCGAGGUUUCGCAAAUUCCAUAGUAAAACAGAAAAAACUUGGGAUUAUGAAGAAUUCAGAAACGGAGGAUUUACUGUCAAGGUUUUUAAAAUCAGGUCACUGUAAUGAAAAGUUUGUCACUGACAUCGUGAUCAGCUUUAUCCUUGCUGGCCGAGACACCACAUCAGCCGCUUUAACAUGGUUUUUCUGGCUUCUAUAUAAGAACAAACAUAUAGAAGAAGAGAUCCUAAGAGAGAUCAAUAAAAACAGGGGGAAACAGAGCAAUAAAACAGAGCAUUCCUCUGUUUUUGAAGAAGUAAAAGACAUGGUUUACAUCCAUGCUGCAUUAUGUGAGAGCAUGAGGCUGUAUCCACCAGUGCCUGUAGACGCGAAGCAGGCUGCUGCAGAUGACGUGUUGCCAGACGGCACACACGUAGUAAAGGGUAUGUGGGUAGCUUAUAUACCUUAUGUUAUGGGGAGAAUGGCAAGUAUAUGGGGCUCUGAUUGGGCUGAAUACAGGCCAGACCGUUGGCUGGAAGUAGUGAAGGAUGGAGACAAGACAGGAAAAGGGAAGUGGAAGUUUGUGCCAAAGGACCCGUAUUCAUACCCGGUUUUUCAAGCCGGAUCUCGAGUUUGUCUUGGGAAGGAGAUGGCAUUCUUGCAAAUGAAGAGGGUGGUUGGUGCUAUCUUGGAGAGGUUUCGGGUGGUUCCGGCGGUGGAAGAAGGUUUUGAGCCAGUUUAUGUUGCUACCUUGACAUCGAAAAUGCAAGGUGGUUUUGCUGUAAGGAUUGAAGAAAGGAAUGUAUAAAAUCUAUCAAGAAAGAAAAUAGGCAUAGUAUUGAUAAAUCGUUUCAAACAAAAUCAAAUCUACUUUAACUCUUUAACACCCUCUUUCUUUUCUUAUUUUCGAUCCCAUUUUUCGGCGUCUUGCGCACCACUUCCACAAGACUUUACCAACUAAGCUAGAUGACAUCCACAUAACAUGUUAAGUAGAAUAGCGAGCAACAACACGCAUAAUCUACUUAGUCUAGGGCUUGCUUUAAGGAGUGUAAAAAAGGUCGUUGGUGAAUACAACUUAAUUCAUAAACAAAAUGAGCUCAAACAAGAUAACUAUUGAAAACAUUGAGCUUCAA